CGAAGGAGUUUCUUCUUUUUUUUUCUCCGAAGCAGAGCUGGUGGUUUCAAUCAAAGGGAAGGCGAGGAAGCUAUGCGGGGCGAUGUAAGAUGGCAGAGCUGCAAAUGUUGUUAGAGGAAGAAAUUCCAGCCGGUAAAAGAGCUCUUAUAGAGAGUUACCAGAAUCUCACGCGGGUAGCAGACUACUGUGAAAACAAUUAUGUUCAGGCCACGGACAAGAGAAAAGCUCUGGAGGAGACCAAAGCCUACACCACCCAGUCUCUGGCCAGCGUGGCCUACCAGAUCAAUGCCUUAGCUAACAAUGUGCUGCAGCUGCUGGACAUCCAGGCCUCGCAGCUGCGCCGAAUGGAGUCCUCCAUUAACCACAUCUCUCAGACGGUGGACAUCCACAAGGAGAAGGUGGCCAGGCGAGAGAUCGGGAUCCUCACCACCAACAAGAACACGUCGAGGACCCACAAGAUCAUCGCCCCUGCCAACAUGGAGCGGCCGGUCCGAUACAUCAGGAAGCCCAUCGACUACAACGUGCUGGACGAUGUGGGCCACGGGGUCAAGUGGCUCAAAGCCAAGCAGCAUGGAAAUAAUCAGCCAAUCAGAGGAGGAGGAGGAACACUAUCGAGGACCAAUCCGCCGACACAGAAGCCGCCUAGCCCGCCGCCCGUGACGGGGCCGAUGUCAGGGCGUGGCACUCUAGGACGCAACACGCCCUAUAAAACUCUAGAGCCGGUGAAACCGCCCACAGUGCCCAACGACUACAUGACCAGCCCUGCUCGUCUAGGCAGCCAGCACAGCCCUGGGCGCACUGCAUCUCUCAACCAGAGACAAAGAACCCACAGUGGUAGCAGUGGGGGUAGUGGCAGCAGGGAGAACAGCGGAAGCAGCAGUAUUGGCAUUCCCAUCGCAGUGCCUACGCCCUCCAUUCCCAACUCUGGUCCAGUCCCGCCAAUGUCCGCUCUCCCACCCCCCCCUCCUCCACUUCCUGGUCAUCAGGCUCCUCCGCCGCCUCCUCUCCCGGGGCAGGGCAACCCAGGGGCUCCUGCAGUGAUAGCGGUGGCUCCCGGGCCUGGUCUUGGCCCCAUCCCCAUGUCCCAGUUCGGCACCAUCUCACGGCAGAUCUCACGGCACAACUCCACCACCUCCUCGGUCUCCAUGGUUUCGGCCACGGGCACCUACCGCCGGGCGCCGUCCGUCAGCUCCCAGUUCUCCCUGCAGCAGCAGCAGGCCCUACAGCUACAACAGCAGCAGAUACAGCAGCCAUACAUUAAUGGGGGCACCCCCGCCUACCCCCACAACUCAAUAUCUAUCGCUCCCCCUCCUCCUCCCAUGCCCCAGCUGACUCCACAGAUACCUCUGACAGGCUUUGUGGCCAGGGUGCAGGAGAACAUUGCGGACACACCUACUCUGCCUCCGCCGCCUCCGCCGGAUGACCUGCCCAUGUUUGAUGAGGCUCCUCCCCCUCCUCCACCCCCACCAGUUGACUAUGAGGAGGAAGAGGAAGCAGCUGUGGUGCACUACAACGACCCUUAUGCUGACGGGGACCCCCAGUGGGCGCCCAAGAGCUACAUAGAGAAAGUGGUGGCCAUCUACGACUACGCAGCAGAUAAAGACGAUGAGCUGAGCUUCAUGGAGGGAGCCAUCAUCUACAUCAUCAAGAAGAAUGAUGACGGCUGGUUCGAGGGCCUAAGCAGCGGGGUCACGGGCCUGUUCCCCGGCAACUACGUCGAGUCCAUCAUGCACUAUGCCGAGUGAAGGGUAUUGAUUCAGUCAUAUCUAGUUUACUACAGAGACUAAUAAAAACAGGAGUUUUGACCAUACAAAGCUUAGAGAAGUGAUUUUGGAUAUGACGGAACGCUUGUUCCCUUAUACUGAUUGCAAAUAAAUAAAACGAUUUACUUUAUUUAGGUGUUAUGGGUGGGUUGGGGGACGUUUUUAUCAAGUAUACAAAGAACGAAUAGGAUAAGGCUGAUGACGUGCUCACAAGGGUUGUGGUGUAAAGGUGUUUUCAAAGACCACGAUAAAACUAGCUGAAGGACAUUUCAAGUUUUAUUCUUCUUUGUUCUUCCUGUCUACAUAUGCGCAAAACAUAACAUCUGACCCUGACUAUUCAUUAGCGUUUGUCGACAUCUAGUGACCUAUACAUUAUUCAUGAGCUUAUCGUGAUUUCUUUGUGUAUAAAGAGUAUUAUGCUAUAUGGAGCAGCUCUCAUGCAUAUGUAGGCAUUCUGGUGAUCUUGUGUGCACACCUUCAGUGGAAGUGUUACUACUGCUAAUUGUAUAUAAUGUGAGUGAGCUGCAGCCUGUUGGGUGUCUGUAGUGUAAAUGCUAAUCACAGUAUCUCAAGCAGGCUACAUGCCACACAUGCAAAUGUCCAACAGAAGAUUCUGUUCUGUUUCCUAUAAUCACGGUUCUCACAAUCACAAGGCUGAUCCAUUUUGGAUGUUGAAUUCAAACUUCAAUGGAUUUUUAUGAAUAACUAAACUUUUUAUUUCAGUCAUUCCUGAAAUUAAGUCUGGAUGUAAAGCAUGCUAAAUUAAAAAUGUAUAACCUCUAUGUUUUAAUGCCAUUAUGCUUCCAUUUUGUUGUAAUAUUUCCAUUUUAUUAUUUUUUUAUAGAUUGAAUUACCGAGAUAUAAAAGUCAUUUUCAGACUUGAUGUGAUGGUUUUAUUUUCUAAAUGCCCUAAUUUGUAUUUAAACAUUUGAUAUUACAUUUACAUGAAAAUGUUCCAUCUGGUAAUGUAUCUAAAGCAACUCCACUAUUUUAGUUGCAUAUCCAUCUUAAGGAAUACGUCACAGUUAAUUUUGUUCAGAUUAGUAAAACAUUACUAUCUGUAGGCAUAAGUCAAAUGUAAGAUCGAUUGUAAUUCAUAGUGUUUGUGGGCUCAGUUUUCAAGUGAUGUUUUACUGUUCCGUAAUAAUGGAGACCAAUAUGACAACUCGGAUACCUCCUCAGUCUUCACAAAAUAAAACUGGGUUUAGAUCUGUCGUUUUUAACCUGUAAUGGUUAAAUCAGGUCUGGAUUUCUUGAUGCCAAAUAGUUUAUUGUUCCAAAUUGACCCCACCCACUUUGUCCAUGUUCAUUUAUAGUUGUAAUUAUCGAUUGCUUCAUGACAAUUCAGGUAGGUGUUUAUGGUUAAGCUGCAAAAUUGCAGACUUCACCAGUUUCUUCCUGUCCGGACUCAAAACAUGAAAGUAACUGCGCUUGUCACUGUUUACCAUUUCAGGUUAUAGCAGCUAAUGCCUUGAUGCUUUUAUAUUCAACAUAUACAAGUGUUCCAGCUCAAUGGGUAGAUAUAUCAAAGCUCUCAUCUCUGCCCUUAGUUUGUAUAUAUAUAUGUUCAUUGAAAAAUGAAUGUAAAGUCUUUUAUAAUAAACUAUUGUACAACCUA
This is a messenger RNA of Oncorhynchus kisutch (coho salmon), 3381 nucleotides long. RefSeq names its product abl interactor 1. The record is from RefSeq and is a predicted model, not a curated record. Gene Ontology annotation, cellular component: actin-based cell projection; SCAR complex; lamellipodium. Lineage: Eukaryota; Metazoa; Chordata; Actinopteri; Salmoniformes; Salmonidae. The coding region runs from base 90 to 1745 and encodes 551 amino acids. Gene Ontology annotation, molecular function: signaling adaptor activity; SH3 domain binding. The transcript is spliced from 12 exons. Gene Ontology annotation, biological process: neuron migration.